This is a messenger RNA of Rhopilema esculentum, 4515 nucleotides long. Its product is annotated as protein misato homolog 1. Gene Ontology annotation, cellular component: mitochondrion; cytoplasm. The record is from RefSeq and is a predicted model, not a curated record. NCBI's taxonomy places the organism in Eukaryota, Metazoa, Cnidaria, Scyphozoa, Rhizostomeae, Rhizostomatidae. Gene Ontology annotation, biological process: mitochondrion organization.
CACCUUGAAAUUUCCUGUUCGUGGAAAUCACAUGCGUACUGAGGAUCGUUCGCGGGCGGUAGAAAAAACUUUUGUAAACAAGUCUUUCAAAAGUAAUGGAUGAAUUUUCAUCAAAUUUUGUUGAUGGAAUAAUUACACUCCAGGUUGGUCAUUAUUCUAACUUCAUUGGAACUCACUGGUGGAACAUACAGCAUGCCACAAGGAAGCAGCAAGCAAGCAGGGAUAAGGAAAGUCAAAUCAAACACGAGCUAUUUCUUCGAGAAGAAUUUUCUAGACGUGAAGGAGCAACUACUACCCCCCGGCUACUCUGUAUUGAUUUAAAAGGAAGCUUAAAAUCUUUAAAACAAGAUGGAAAUUUUUCAGACUCGACCAAUUCAAAUCAAACUGAUGAAAAUAGGAGUAAACAUAAUGAGGCAUCUGACACUGUUGGGUUUUCUCUUGAUUCUCCUAAUCAAAUAUCGGUUCACUAUACAGACCCUGCUGAACGACACGACAGUCUUGCACCAAAGUCACUAGCAGGAGAUCUGACAAACAAUCAACAAAGCAACAGUGGUGAUAUUGACAAUUAUUUCAACCUAGAUGAUGUUGUAGAAGUUUGGUCUGAUUUUCUUGGGAAUGAAUAUAAUCAAAAUUCUGUAUUGCUUGUUGAGGAUUACUGGCACAGUGGUGAUGGCCGAACAUUUUCUUCUUUUGGACAAGGCUAUUCAACAAGUUCAAAUGAAAAUUUCUGGGAAUCUUGGGAGGACAAAAUGCACUUUUUUGUUGAGGAAUGUGACUCUCUUCAGGGCUUUCAGGUUCUAACAGAUUUAGCUGAUGGUUUUGGAGGCUUAACAACAAGGAUGCUACACCAUAUUCAAGACUGUUUUGGAUCAAAAGCUAUUGCUGUUUAUGGAAGCUGGCCAGGAAUACCUGAUAAACAUAUUGACGAAAGCAUCCAAGUUAUCAAUUCUGCCCUUGCUCUGGCUCGCAUUUCACAGAACUGCUCAUUUUUCACCCCAUUAUCUCUUCAAAAGAAUUACUAUGGAAAGGAAUGGUUACCAAGACAAUUUCCUCAUCUGUCAUACAAGGCCAACUCACAUUACCAUACAAGUGCCAUCAUAGCAUCUCUGCUGGAUACUGUAUCAUUACAAUACAGACUAGAGCAAUCCUCAUUUGGUCAUUUCUGUAACAACUUAACAAGAACAGGACACAAAAUUGCAGCUUCAAGUCUGUCACUCCCAUUACCACUAAACUCAAACUCAUUGAAAACAUUAUUCAAAGAUUCAUCCUUGUAUGGAAAUGGCUUGCUGUGUUGUCUAACACCGUCACACAGCAGUGAGUUGUCUACUCUAUACUCUAAUCAAGUGGUACUGCGUGGGGUACCAAACUAUUGCAAAGAAUAUGACCUUAAAAAUCGAGCUAGUUUAGGUAUGACAUCAAACAAAAAUACAUUUGAAGCUUUUGUAUAUGAAAAACAUGAAGCUCUUGUAACUGGGACUACAUUUUGCACAGAGCCACUCAAGACAUCAUCUUGUUAUCCCCAAUACUUCUUACAGAGUAGUACAGGGAAGAAUACACAAGUUAAUGAAUGUCCUGUGCUAGCAGGGUUGUUCACAUCAAGUGGUAUGUUUGACCUGAUGUAUGACAUGUUGCUGUCAGUAAAACGAGUGAAGAAAUCCAAAUUGGUGUUAAUGGAACAAACAGGUUUAGAGCAAGAUGAGUUUGAAGAGAAUAUGGAAAGUUUGGCUCAAAUGGCAUAUCUUUAUGAUGAAAGAAGAGCUAUAGAUCUACUGUAACUAUAACCAGUGUAGCCACUGUAUAUAUAACAAUACAGUUAUUUAAAAAAAUGACAAGUUUCAAGGAAAAUAGUAUCCAUUUACAAGAUGUCUUCCCAGUUUUCUUCCAUAGAUGGGGGAGAAUUUAAACCCUGAAAUUUUUCAAAUUCAAAGAAAAAAAGAGAUACAUGUAUAUUAUGACCAGAUAAGAUAAUGCAUUGUUUGAGAAAAGCUUUUGGAUAUUCUACAGAAUUGGACAACAAGAUUUAAGCUGUAAAAACACGAACUUACUGAUAAAAAUAUCUGCUUUGUACAAGUGAAUGAUGGAAACAUUAUUUUGAUAUCUUUUUACAAUUUUCUUUAACAGAUCAAUUUAUUAGUACGUCCAUAUUCUUUAUAAAAUGAGUCCAACUUCUUAUCUAUCCAUGGUUCACUGCAUUCCACUGCACAUACAAAUACAAGUAGUUUGUAUCCAGAUCUGUGUGUUCUCAGUGUGAGAGAGUUUAGUUGCCCAACUUUUGGGAAAAGGAAAUACAUUGAGCGGUUGCCCUACAAUUAAAGGAAACAUAUUUUAACACACUCUAUUUGCAUGUAUUUAUAGACGGGUCACUAUUUAGAUACAUUGUCAUAAUUAAGAGCAGUAAUAGAUAAUUUUAUUUGGACACUGAGACUAGCAAUGUUGGAAAAAAGAGCCAGCAAUGGGGGAAAUUCGGGUUUUCAUUCAAAGGGGGGAGGGCUUAGACCCACAUUUUCAUAGCAAAGAGACAGCACUAACAGGAUAUUAAGAAAAGAAGCCAAAAUUUCUGAUGAGAAAUUUGAGACCUCAAGACAGCAAGUUUGCAGAUUGGUCUGAACAUUCACAUGGAAAUAUCAAUCGAUGUUGAUAAAGUUUCUGUUAGAUAUGUUUUACUAUGCAACCUUCCAGACAUAUGCAAAAACAGUUCAAAAAAUGAACAUCUCUAAUGAUUUGCAAAAAUCAGCAUGCCUAAAUUGAAUAAGAUUCUGCAAUAGGUCAAUAAUUACACAAGAAUCCAUCUGUAGCCAUUGUGUAAACAUUUAAUGUCAAAAAUUUUAAAAUCGUCCGGCAAACAAGGUCAUCUUUCUAUUUCGGUGGUUUCGAAUGUGUCUACAACAAAGGAUGGCAAACAAGGUCAUCUUUCAAUCGUCGGCCAAACAAGGUCAUCUUUCUAUUUUGGUGGUUUCAAAUGUGUCUACAACAAGGGAAAGGAUCCCGAACUAUGUAGAUAGAAAGUGUUCAUCUUCUCUCUAAACUUUUUUAUAAUAAAUAAAACUAAACAGAAUCAAAACUGAAAUUUUAUUUCUGUUGAUCCCAAGCCAAAAACACGGCUUUAUCAAGCUGCCUCCACACCCAGCCUUACAAUUCCCCACUUAAUUUGAAACUUUCUUCUGGAAAUAUAUUUUCUGCUUUCCUUUGAUCAUGAAAGUUCUCAUGAAAGUGAACAUUUAUACCCUCAGGAAAGUUCUACUAAAAGUACCAAGUAUGCUAUGUUGCUACUUGUCCGUGAUCAUGAUACAUGUCAAUUGUGCAAAAAAGAAAACUUGCUGAGUAUAAUUUCUUCAGUAUAUCUGAACUAAAGAUUGAUUCAAUAAACGAUUUUUAUUUGUGAGACGGAUAAGAGAAAGUCUUUUGGUGAAUGAGACAAUCCUCUGUCCUGUCCUCAGAGGGCAUGCGCAUGGAACGAAACCAUCCCUGCGCAUGCACCUUGACGACAGGACAGAGGACUGCCUUACACAUUUGAAGAUUUUGCUCGCUCGUCUCCCUCAACAAAUUUAAUAGGAAAAUUACAGCCGCCCAUAAUAUCUUUAUAAGCCUGUGCCGUCACGUUAAACAAUGCUGGAAACAUUUGAAUACCCAAAAAAAUUGUUAAAAUAUUUACUGUUUUUUUAAAAGGAUUAUGCAAAAUAAAUACCUCUACAACAGGAAUUUGGUGUUCUUUAUUCAGUAUCACAGUUUCAACUCCAUUAUCCUUCUGGCGAUCCAUGUGCAAAAAUAUAUGUCCGGACUGAGUGAACUGAGCACAAGCACAUAGCAGUAUCACUGUUAUCCCUAAUGAUCAAAAUGUUAAUAUUAUUCACAAUUUAAUUACAUCAAAUAACAAUGUUAGACGCACAAUUGAACUUAUCAUACUAAAAAGAAUCUCUAACCCGAUGUGUACUAUCGGAUACGAUACUGUUUGGAUCCGAUCCUGUGUGAACAGGGCUUUAAUCUCAAUAUCAAGAAUUAUACAAAUAUCAAUUUACAAUACGAUACGAUACGAUACGAUACGAUACGAUACGAUACGAUACGAUACGAUACGAUACGAUACGAUACGAUACGAUACGAUACGAUACGAUACGAUACGAUACGAUACGAUACGAUACUGUUUGGAUCCGAUCCUGUGUGAACAGGGCUUUAAUCUCAAUAUCAAGAAUUAUACAAAUAUCAAUUUACAAUACGAUACGAUACGAUACGAUACUGUUUGGAUCCGAUCCUGUGUAAACAGGGCUUUAAUCUCAAUAUCAAGAAUUAUACUAAUAUCAAUUUAUAAGAUAUGAUAUUUAUUUAUGAGUGAAUAUACGUCAAAGUUGCGUCGUAAGAGACAAUUGAAAUAUUAGUAUUAGUAUUAGCAAAUUGAGUAUUAUGUACAAUUCAAGAAAAUGUAUAACUUUAUCACUGUGUCAUUAAAUGAAAUUGAUUAUAUCCACUUUUGCUUGCCUCUAAAUAAAAGCUCUUAUGGCCAGGGCAAAAGUUACGAUUGGU